Molecule: messenger RNA, 2218 nt
Organism: Plodia interpunctella (Indianmeal moth)
Lineage: Eukaryota; Metazoa; Arthropoda; Insecta; Lepidoptera; Pyralidae
Product: putative nuclease HARBI1
Exons: 5
Coding region: 91-1536 (481 amino acids)
Source: RefSeq, a predicted model, not a curated record
CACUGUUAUGUUAUGUCAAAUAAAAUAGCAAGCAUCAAACCAGGCUGUUGUUGUGAGUGUGUUGAAUUUGCGGAAAAAUAAAUUUUAAUAAUGGCCGAAAAACCGCCAGAAGAAGGCUAUAUAUCAGUUGUGGACGAAGAGCCAGAGAUAUUUGAAUUGCUGAAGUGGGACAAUCCUCCCACUCAGAAACAACAAGAUGCCAGACCUAUGGAAAAGGCACAUAGUCCCGAAAAAAGGCCUCCGAAGGCCCGGGAAGAGUGUGACCCAUUUGAUAUGCAAGAUCCAGCGUUUAUUGAGAUGUUCAGAUUGAGAAAAGAUUUAGUAAGGAGUCUGUGCGAUGAAUUGAAACCAGUAAUGCCAGAUUCAAUUAAAUCAAUUGAAUUCUCAGUUGAAAGCAAGGUGCUGGCAACCCUUUCAUUUUAUGCUAGUGGAAAGUUCCAAAAGACUAUUGGAGGAAAGUCAGACCCAGCCAUUACACAAUACUUUGUGGGCACAGCGAUACAGCAGGUCACAGAAGCUAUGAACCAUCCUACUAUUGUCAAGAAAUACAUGCACUUUCCACAUCUCAGGAAUGAAAGAGAUGUUGUUAAAACUAGAUUUUAUAUAAAGCACGGUAUUCCAAAUGUCGUGGGCUGCAUUGACUGCACACAUGUACCUAUUGCUCGACCAGAUGAUGACCAGAAGAUCCAUUUCAAUAAGUCUUUCCAUUCCAAAAAAGUACAGAUUAUAUGCGAUAGUGAGUGCAAUGUGAUGAGUGUGGAUGCGAGCCCUGGCGGGUCGAUGUCGUACGAUGCGAUCUUCAACCGCCACGCCGUCAAGAAUGAUCUGCUGAGUCUCAAUCACUCCGGGGAGCAGUGCUUCCUUAUUGGCGGUCCAUACUACACACAAAAACUGUACCUUAUGACGCCAAUACCGAAAAUAACCAAAAAAUCUCCUGUGUCACCAGAGAAAUACUAUUCCAACAUCCACAGUCAAGCAUUCAACUCUGUGACUGAGACAAUCAAACAACUGAAAAGCAGGUGGAAAUGUCUUCAAGCCACAUGUAACAAACAGUUUGACCCCUCAUCUGUAGCACAAAUGGUUGUCGCUUGCUGUAUUCUACACAAUAUUUGCAACAGGCAAGGGUUGCCUGUGCCGCAGAUGACCCAGACAGAGGAGAGGUUAGAAGCUAUGAAGCAGAAAGUUGCAAACGGUCCUGUGCCAAGGAAGCAAGCCGAAGACCAGAGUGGGAUUCAAGCGAGAGCCACUUUAGUGGAGAGGCUGUGGAACGAAAGGCGGGUAGUGCCAGAAAGUUCCGCUCCGAAGAAACGUAUGUCGAAGAAGGACAGGUUAUUAGAAGGCUAUCAGAACCCGCAAACACAGAGUCAUCAAAGUACUCAUCAGAACAAUGUGCAGAGCUCGCAGUUGGUGCCGGCGCCGACGCCGCAGAUGCACCACGACGACGGCAGCAAGCGGCCCAGGAUCCUCUCCAUGCACUGCAACCCCACUUACAGCCUCAGUAUGGCUCCUGGCUGGGGACACUAUCCCCAGCAGUGAGGAACUGUUUAUAAAUUAUCUAAAGUAUGUUAAAGUGUGGAAAUACUUGAGUGACGGGUCAAUCAGCAGAUUUUAUGGAGUUAAAAAAUUAUAUACCUUUAUCCAUGCUGGACCAUGAGAUACUUGGAAAUUGUUAACUCGAGUGCACGCCAGUGCUGAAGGAGUGAAAGUUUUCAUUGAGACAUUUUUGUUAUUGAAAUUUACAUGUCAAAUAAAAUAUUACUAGGUUCAGUGACGUAAAAUAACUAUUGUUAUGUGGAGGAGCCAUUGUUUUAGGUCCUUAUUUUUUAAGUUAUUCUAUUUUCUUACAGUAUGAGACAUGAAAUAAGUCCCACAAGAUAGCGGUGUUACUGUCGCUUUACAAGAACAGCGUGGUUGAAUUGAUUUUGAUAGUUCCACUUAUCGCAUAGGGAUGUGUAUUGUGGCGCGGACUCUGUCUUGCACACAUUAAAAUGUUUUUAUGCAAACUGACACAUAGACGAUCGGCCAGGUAAAAGUGCCAAUCGUUCAAAAUAAUAAGUAGAAAUUAAACAAAAUGUAUUAUAUAUAGUGAUAUAUUUUCUUCUAUAUACUAUUUGAAUGAAUACAACAAGUAUUAAUUGAUCUGUUUAUAUUAUAAUUGAGUUUCAGCUAAAUAAAGAAAACAGUAUUGUUUAUAUACAAAACUGUACAUACAUGACAA